AAGAGCGACAAAUAUACGUGAGCAAACUUGUCUGUUUCUCUCCAUGGAAACCGCAAGACUGGAUAUUCGCGAUUCGCGCACUUGUUCAAGAGAAAAUAACUCUAUUCUUGCCGAAGAGCGUUCCUUCGUUGGUGAUAAAUAAUGGCAGACGAUCAAGCACAAAGUGUGGCAGCUGUAGUGACAGAAUCUGUGAAUGAACCACAAGAAACGGUUCCUCCAGUAGCAGCUCCAGAAAUUCCUGAAAAUGUUCAAAAAAUAAUAGCCAGUGAAAAAGAAGCAACUGAAGCCCCUGCAAGUAAACGUCCAAAAGUUGAUGUCCAGUCUCUUCCAACACGGGCUUAUCUAGACCAGACGGUUGUUCCAAUAUUACUACAGGGCAUGUCUAUAUUAGCUAAAGAAAGGCCUCCUAAUCCCAUUGAAUACCUGGCAGCAUAUCUUUUAAAGAAUAAAAACCAGUUUGAGUGAAGUUAUUGGAAAUUUUCAUCAUUAUAUAGUCAUUACAUUUUAUACUUUAUUAUGUGUUAAAUUAUUACUUCAUUCCUUGAUGAUUCUAUACACAUGACAUUCUAGAUGUUUAAUACAACCAGGCUGACCAAGUAUUUUAUCCAGUAAAUCAUAUCUAUUUUAUUGAUUAUUACUACUUUACAAAAAAACACCAAGAAUUUGUUAACAAAAGAGGUUUAGCUCUAAUAGGAGAUACACUUUCUAACUUAACUAAAAUGAUGAGUCUAUGCACAGAUAAAUAUCUCUUCCCUGGUACAGUUUUAUGUACAUAUUUAGGCCACAGGUGUUUCAUAUUAGAUCAGAAUCGAUCUUGCUCAAGAGUUUCAGAUGUUUUUUUUUUCCCUUUGAACUGAACUACAAAAAGAUAAUUAAAUCCAAUUUUCAUAUUUAUGAAGAUAUGAUUGUGUCACACAAAGAUUUUUUUACCCUCACUGUAAACUAAGAUUUUUAAUUGAGAAAUAUGAGUGGCCAUAAUUGGUUUAUUUAUUCACAGAUUUAUGUGAAAAUAUGAAAAAAAUGUAACAAGUAGUUAUAAAUUGUUAGCUGUUUUUAUAUUAUUGUGAAUAAAUCAGUAAAUUAAAGAUGUGUUACUGUAGAGGUUUUACUUGUAUAUUAUUGUAUGUAUGUAAUAAACACUCUUACUAUUA
Patella vulgata (common limpet) is the source of this 1151-nucleotide messenger RNA. Its product is annotated as protein dpy-30 homolog. NCBI's taxonomy places the organism in Eukaryota, Metazoa, Mollusca, Gastropoda, Patellidae. The transcript is spliced from 4 exons. Gene Ontology annotation, cellular component: Set1C/COMPASS complex. The record is from RefSeq and is a predicted model, not a curated record. Bases 142 to 465 code for a protein of 107 amino acids.